CUAACUUUUUCUCGCAGACAGGAAGUGUGAGCAGCAUUUUCCACCGUUCACCUCCAUCAUGGGACCGUCCCUGAAAUAAUCACAGCAGCUCUACAUGCAGUCUGUUCAUGUGUUCAAACAGCGACCCUGAGGAGGCGGACUGCGUCAGUUUAAUACGCCUUCGGUUUAAAGGCUUUAAAAUUGACUUCCUGUCUCCUCCUGCAUGCUGCUGCGGUGCUGUCUCUUUAACUGAAGGGGUCGCGGCCGAUCCUCCGCUCCGCUCAUCAGGGUCCAUUCAUGAAUAAGACAACAUUUGGAGGGGGAAACUUGCGCUGUCGUGUCUGAUUUUUCGCUCCGCCGACCGGAUGCGAGGGGCCGGCAGCAGCCAGAUGUGCUCACCGCUGUCGGGGACACGGCUGAGGGCGCAGGAGUGACUUCCCAUGGCCGAGCCCCCUGCUGAUGGUUUUGACUUCAUGUUGCGAGCAGCAGCCGGAGGAGGAGGAGGCAGCUCGUUCCAGCUCACAGUCAAACAUGCUCGUUUCCUCGCAGAGUUUCGUGAUAUUUACGUGCUUCCGUCCAGACCGAGUCACUCUGGGUUAAAUAGCUCAUUGGUUCCGUCUUCCUUUUUUGUUCCCCUCCUUUUUUUAUCUGCUGAUAAAUGAAAACACACUAGCGCAGCUGUGGACCUGACGUACCGAUGGGGCAGUGAGUUAUGGCAGCGAAGGAGGACCUGUACGCCAAAGUGACACCGCGAAGGCAGCGCCAGAACCGACCCAACACCAUCAAACAUGGCUCUACUUUGGACGUGCUGCUGUCCAUGGGCUUCCCCAGGACCAGGGCGUUGAAAGCUCUGGUUUCGACUGGAGGCAAAAACGUUCAGGCGGCUUGCGACUGGCUGUUCUCCCAUUUGGACGACCCUUUCCUGGAUGAACCUCUGCCCAGAGAGUAUGUGUUGUACCUGCGGCCCAGCGGACCUCUGCUCCAGCAGCUCACACACUUCUGGAAGCAGUCCCGCCUCACCUGCGGGAAGAACAAGGCCCACAACAUCUUCCCUCACAUCACCCUCUGCCAGUUCUUCAUGUGUGCUGAUGAGAAGGUAGAGGCUCUGACGGACGCCUUGCAGACCACCGUGGCCAAAUGGAAAGGUCGCAUCCCCAUGCCUCUGCCUCUGGAGCUCUACAUCUCCUCCAGCUUCAUUGGGCUUUUUGUGGAGGAGCAGAUGGCCGAGGUUCUGAAGAGCUUCGCUGCUGACUUUGCAACAGAGGCGACAUCUAAAGCAGAUGUCCAUGUUGAGCCCCAUAAGAAGCAGCUCCAUGUCACCAUGGCGUACCACUUUAAUGCCAGUCAUCUUCCAGUUCUGGAGAAGUUGGCUAAAAGCAUAGAGGUGACUGCAGGCUGUGAUUGGCUGGCUGUGCUCCUCUCCAGGGAUAUUCGCUUUGCUAACCACGAGCCGCUUCAAGUCAUGUACCCGUAUGUGCCUCAGAACGACGACGAGCUGGAGCUGCUGCAGGGGGACUUCAUCUUCAUGUCUCCAGUGGAGCAGAGCACAGCCAGUGAGGGCUGGCUGUACGGCACUUCGCUGGGCACUGGGUUGUCCGGCCUGCUGCCUGAGAACUACGUGAGCCGUGCCGAUGAGUCAGACACGUGGGUUGUCCAUGGGUCUCACUCCUUUCUCAACUGUGCCUCUCCAUCUACCUCUGGUAGCCCCAUGGGAGGGCUUUUAUUUGAUGGACAGCUAAAUGACAGUCUGCUUGACAGUCUUAUGGAUCCUUCCAGCCUUACUGGCUUCCUUCCUCCUAUGCAGGUAUCGAGGGCGACCGCUCACUCCUCCUCGUCCAAGAUGAGGCUGUUUGUGUGUCGUCAUGGCGAGAGGAUGGACGUGGUGUUUGGCAAACACUGGGUCACCCAGUGUUUUGAUUCCAAAGGUGGAUACAUUCGUUCUAAUCUGAACAUGCCGUGCAGCCUACCAAGCAGGAGCGGAGGUUACCGGGACUAUGAAAAAGACUGUCCGAUUACUGUGUUUGGCUCCACACAGGCCCGUCUAGUAGGUGAAGCCCUGUUGGAAAGCCACACAACAAUAGACUUUGUUUACUGCUCUCCUUCUCUCCGCUGCAUCCAGACUGCUCAGCACAUCUUCCAAGGUCUCCAGCUGGAGGCCAAGACAAAAAUCCGCGUGGAGCCCGGUUUGUUUGAAUGGACCAAAUGGGUUUCCGGCACCAGCCUCCCGGCUUGGAUCCCACCGGCUGACCUAGUGGCCGCAAACCUGAGUGUGGACACAACAUACAAACCUCAUUAUCCUUUAAGCAAACUGACCGUGUCGGAGUCCUACGACACCUACAUCAGCAGGAGCUUCCAAGUGACCAGAGAGAUUCUCACAGAGUGCAAAAGUCUGGGAAGCACGGUCCUGAUUGUGGCCCAUGCUUCCUCCCUGGAGGCCUGCACUCGCCAAAUACAGGGCCUCAGCCCCCAAAACUCAAAGGACUUUGUCCAAGUUGUCCGAAAGAUUCCCUACUUGGGUUUUUGUGCUUGUGAAGAAUUGGGAGAGACAGGCGUGUGGCAGCUGGUCGACCCACCCAUCUUGCCUCUGACACAUGGACCCAAUCACAGUUUCAACUGGAGGGAAAUGCUAAUGCAAGACUGAAGGAUAUGCUGUUAGACUCCCUAUAUUUUGUCAGCUUGAACUGCUGAAACAUUAUUUAUUUUUUCCUUUUACAAUUCUAGAAUUCCAUCCAAACUACCGAAAGGACAAAGAGAAACACAGAGUGGCUUCCAAUGAAAGACAUUAUGCAACAAAAAAAAAAAAAUAUAUAUAUAUAUAUAUAUAAGCCAAUAAAUUGCAGCUAUUGUACUUAGAUGUGACGCUCAGGAAAGAGAAAACCCCAGUCUGUGCUGAGAUCACAGCAAAAGGAAGCUUCAGGUUGGAUGGCAUUUUCUGCCUGUCUCUCUAUAUGGCACUUAUUUACUGAGAGUGUGGAGGUGCUACAGAUGAAAAUUGGACGCUUCCUGAGCGAUGCGAUGAAACAAGAUUUUUAUCUGGAGCUCUGUCUCUGUCUGCGGCCCCUCCUCCAGCAGAGGGGGAAGUGGGUGGUGAAGACUUUGUACUCUGCUGCCUUUUCACACACUGUGACACGCAUUAGUUGAGACACACUUGUUCCACAGAAAUAUUUUUCCACUUGUCAGAAGCUAUUAUUUAACUUGUAGCGACAUCCCCAUUGUAUAGAAGAAGCACAGAAGAAAAGGUCGACAAUCAGACAGGGAAGCACCGGUCUUAAUUGUCUUUGGUUGUUGAUGUCAGCUUUAAAAAAUUUCUAUUAUUUUUGUUCUGGUCCUAUAAAUUUCAUAUCAUUUUAUUCCACUGUUACACUUAUGAUACCAUUUGAACAUUUGGCCCUCUAGUAAAGCCGCUGCCCACACAUCUUAUCAGUUUAUGUGACAAAUAAAAACUUUAAUAUUAAUUUGCAGGAUUAACUGCAUUGCUACUGAUAUGCAGGUGCCUCUACUAAAGUUUUUGCUUGUUAUGUCAUGACCAUACCUGAAACUCUGUUAACCUCAUAGAAACUUUGUUUUUCAAACUCUUGGUGAUUUCUUGUUCUUUUUUUUUCGUUAUAUGAAAUAAUUUUAGUACUCAUUGCUUAAUGCAUCUUUUGCUGUAUGAUUUGAAAUCUGUCAUACUCUAUAAAUUAAUAAAAUACAGUUUUGGAGCUGUUA
This is a messenger RNA of Xiphophorus couchianus (Monterrey platyfish), 3687 nucleotides long. RefSeq names its product ubiquitin associated and SH3 domain containing Ba (gene ubash3ba). Bases 692 to 2620 code for a protein of 642 amino acids. NCBI's taxonomy places the organism in Eukaryota, Metazoa, Chordata, Actinopteri, Cyprinodontiformes, Poeciliidae. Gene Ontology annotation, molecular function: protein binding. The record is from RefSeq and is a predicted model, not a curated record. The transcript has 14 exons.